Messenger RNA from Vicia faba (fava bean), 1587 nucleotides. Lineage: Eukaryota; Viridiplantae; Streptophyta; Magnoliopsida; Fabales; Fabaceae. The record is from the annotation of a GenBank genome assembly.
AUGAGACCUCCCGGCGGAAGCAGCAACGUUCGUCGGCAACCGAAAGAGUCGGCCUACUUACCACCAACUCCACUAAACAGCCACCGUGACUCUGACGUGAGUUUAGCCAGUAGCCGUCCAUCCUCCGUCGGAAUCCAUUCUCUCGACGUUUACAAAGACCGUUCGUACCAACAGAACGCAACCGCAACCAUCAAUUCAUUCCUGGCCUCUCAGGAUUUGAAUGUCUCUUUCAAACCUUUUUCCUCUCCUUCCGCUAAACACAUUCACCAAACCCUAAUCUUCCUCGUCGGGCUCCUCGAUUUCAAUAUAAACAAAAUAGAAGAUCUUCCGCCACUUCUCAAAUUCAUGAAUUACCCUCACAAACUCAAUAAAUCUGUUCUCAAAUCCCCCGCUGCACCUCAUCAAUGGCCUUCCAUUCUCGCCCUCAUUCAUUGGCUUGUUCAGUCUUGUCAAAUUCAUCUCUCUUUUUCUUCUCCCUCCCACACCACCACCCUCCAAACCAACAACAUCGUCUUCCAGUAUUCUCUCAACGCUUAUCUAAAUUUCAUUAGAGGUGACGAUGAAGCCAUCUCCGAACUCGACCACGAAAUCCGCACCAGGAUUCUCCGUGAGAAGUCUAACGCUGACAACACCCUUGCUGCCGCUGAACAAAAGGUCUCUGAAUUGGAGGCUCAAUUGGAGGGAUUGAGGUCUGCUCCUUCUCAGAAGGAUUUACUCGACAAAGAGAAGGAAAUGCUUCAAGGAGAUGUCAUUAAGUUUCACAAGAUUAUUGACGAGUUUGGGUUGCGGAUUGAGUCGAAAGAGAGGGAUUUGGUGGAGAAGGAGAAACAGUUGCAGGCUAAGGUCGUGGAGAGCGACAACAUAUGUCAAGAGAAUAAAAUGCUAAAGAAGAAGGUGGAGUCACAGCCUUUCAAUACCAGGGAUGUUGAGAGGAUGAAAAGAGAGUUGCAGGCUGCUGAGAGGGAUGCUGGAGAGGCUGAACUUGCUAGGAAUGAUUGGGAGGAAAAGUGUUGGGAGCUUGACCGUACUCUCGCAAAUAACAUCAGAGACUUAGAACCUAUCACCAGGGAUUGUAACCAAGCCCUUAAGAGGUUCUUUUCUUUUACUCUUGAUAUUGAUAAGAAGGAUGUUUCUCUUAGCAAAUUCAAGGGGAAGGUUCUCUUGAUUGUCAAUGUUGCUUCACGAUGUGGCUUGACAUCAUCAAAUUACACAGAACUCUCGCACUUGUAUGAAAAUUUUAAAGAUAGAGGUAGCUUCAAGAUUAAAGGUGAAGCAGCAGCUGCAAGAACUGCCUCUCAAUCUACUGUCACAGUAGACAUACCUUCAACCAAAGUAGAAGCAGCAGCCUCGGCCCCAGACAUUAAUGUUAAAGAAGAAGUGGAAGUAAAGAAUGAACCAAAAAAAUCCGCUUUUGUAGAUGUGUCUCCAGAAGAAACUGUGCAGAAGAAUGCUUUUGAAAGAUUUAAAGAUGUUGAUGAAUCAAGUUCAUUCAAGGAAGCCCGUGCUCUAGCUGAAGCUUCUCAAAAUGGAGCUCCUUUUAACCAAGGUUUUGGCAAUUCACCCGGGUCUCUAUCUGCACGUAAGUAA